UUUUGACAAACGUCAAAGUGAAGACGUAUGGUUAUUUUAACUUUGGGCAUCUUUGGGUUAUAAAACUAAAACACAUGUAUUAAUCUCGAUAUUGAUACUUAUAAAAUGUUAAUAAACAUGCGAUAAACUGUUAUGUAAGACGUGUUUGCUGAGUGUAAUUAUAUUUUGUUAAAUAGAUUUACUUGAACUUUCAAAAUGAGUGUGGCUCCGUAUAUUACCGGCUUGACGAACAAAAAUCUAUUCUUAGUGGAAUUCCAAGAACCGUAUACAGAGAAAGUUUUAAGAGAUGAAAGUACACCGAACAUUCGUAGUUUAAUUUACAGUCCCAAAGGAACAUACCUUGCUUAUAGAACUGAUAAAAAGGCUGAGAUUAUUAAAUGUGCUGACUGGUCGGUUGCAGCAAAAAUCAAUGGAAAUGUCAAGGAUAUGUUUUUCUCUCCUUUGGAUAAUUAUUUUGCAGUUUGGGAGAUGUUUUUAAUAACAAAAGAUGAUCCACAGGGCAAACCAAAUAUGCAUAUUUACAAAUCAAAUAAUGGGGAGAAACUUGCAAGUUUUGUACAAAAGCAUCAAGCUGGCUGGGAACCACAAUGGUCAUCUGAUGAAAAAUUAUUUGCCAUACAAUUUGGUGGCAAAAUAUUGAUAUAUCAUGAUGGAGAUUUUACAAGAUAUCAAUACCAGCAUCAAGCAGAAAAACUAAAAUGUUUUAGCUUGUCUCCCAGUCCCGCACCAAACUACUACUUCUCUGUUUUUACAUUGGGCAAAUCAGGUCAACCAUCAUUAUGGAGGGUAUAUAAAUACCCUCAGUCAGGAUCACAGGAGCCCAUAUUGAGUCGGUCCUCAUUCCAGGCUGACAAGGCCACCUUCUACUGGAACAGACGAGGCACUAAUGUGUUCACUAUGACACAGACUGAUGUGGACAAAACCGGUGGCUCAUAUUACGGAAGGCAAACACUUUCCUAUGGUGAUGUGAAAGGAAAAGCUGGGAAUGUCGCUUUCAGUAAGGAAGGUCCAAUCCACGCGUUAUCAUGGAACCCCGGCAAUUGGAAUGAGUGGGUGUGUGUGUACGGGCACGCGCCGGCCAAGGCCACGCUAUUCAACGCAAACUGCGAAGCGCUCUUUGAGUUCGGCACCGGCGCUUGGAAUGCUAUAUACUUCCCACCUGAAGGAAAUAAUAUCCUUUUCAAUGUGAAAAUUUUAUUAGAGAUUAAAACAGAGCAUUUAGGAAAACAUCAAGUGUUGUAUAUUUUGUUGCAGAAAUUAAGCGACAUUGAGAAGUUAAAGCAGCAGAAGGCGGCCGGCAAGACCCUGGAGCUGAACCAGAUCGCGAAGAUCGACAGCGAGCAGACAUUGCUGCAGGAGUUAGAGAAACUCAAGUUAUGAUAAUAUUAUAACGAUAUAUUUUUUGACAUAUUAAAACUUAAGUAUUUUUUUAUUAUUUUUGUCUUCUGUUAAAUGUAAUUUUAAGUACAUUACAACCUUGAAAUGAAAGUUGAUGUAGAUAUUUUUUUUUUAUAAAUAAAAAAUAUUCGAUUAUAAAAAUGAUUACAAGAAAAAUAUCCUAAUUUUGUAUGUUUCGAGAUUUUGUGAAAAAAACACUAAGCGAAUUGCUUGUUUUAAGAAUUAACAGGUUCUCCAGUCUUUAUGUCUUUGUUUUUUCUGGCAUUAUGUAGAUUUUUGUGUGUGUGAAGUUGUUUUUUUUUGUUUUAUAAAUGUCAUAUAAUUUAUUUAUUUACAAUCAAAAUAUCCAAGAUGGACAUUUACUUGUGUCAAAAUCGUAUAAUAAAAUCCGAGAUAAUCUAUAAAUUGUUGAAAUUGGUGAAAGGAUAUUUUCAUAUAAAUUAGAACAGCUCUUGACAAAAAACAGUCAUGAACCUUAAGAAAUGAAAAAUCAGGAUGCAAUGUUGGAUAGGAAUUUCAAAUCUCUUACCCUUGAAUGCAUGAUUUUUUAUUUAUGGAAUGAAUAUUUCAGUAUAGAUUUUGAGUCACAGAUUAAGGGAAAAAUAAUUUAAAAAAAUCUUGGUUUCAAUAAAAACUAUAUUUUUGUUUGUACACUUAUCGCAAAAAUAUGCAUUUAAGGGCUAAAAAUCCAAAAAAAUAGGUACAUACCAUUGUCAAUGGUUUCCUACAAAUUUCUGACAUAGCUGGUGUAUUAACAUAAAAAGCAUGAUAUAUUUUUCUGUUAGCUUGCAUUUACUUAGAUGUAUGUAUAUUUUUGUAACAUAUUACGUCUCAGCUGGUAUAUUGUUGAGUUAUCUGUGUAAGAGCAAAGUGUUUAAUGAAAUGUUUUAAAAUAAACAAAUUGAAACUUAA
Molecule: messenger RNA, 2310 nt
Organism: Papilio polytes (common Mormon)
Lineage: Eukaryota; Metazoa; Arthropoda; Insecta; Lepidoptera; Papilionidae
Gene: eIF2A
Product: eukaryotic translation initiation factor 2A
Exons: 9
Coding region: 196-1380 (394 amino acids)
Biological process (GO): translational initiation
Cellular component (GO): cytosolic small ribosomal subunit
Molecular function (GO): mRNA binding; translation initiation factor activity; protein binding
Source: RefSeq, a predicted model, not a curated record